CUAUAUUAGCCAUUUGUUGUGUUCUCUGUGGUGACUAGUUUGUCUAUGCUUUAUGUUUUUAUUGUAAUUUUUAUUUCAUUUCUCGCAAGUUGCAUUGCCUACUUCAGUCUCCACCCGUUUAGUGUUUUCCUUAUAAACUAUAUUUUGAGUGUACAGCUGUGUAUUACGUUUUAUAGUAUAAGGAAAGAAGAUUACGUUACACUACAAAGUAUACUGGUCAACGCCACCGAGCUUGUCGCAUCCUCUUCUUCGCCUUUUCAGAAACCUGUCAGAUUACGCAGACGCACAUUGACAAUGUAGUCUAUCAUCGUGCGAAAACUUCUACAGGAUCAUGUAGCAGAGCUACACAUCUAGUUGAACUAUUUCACAGAUCGACGGAAUAGUCCUGUAUCAUUUCCUCUCUGAACGGAUCAUUUCAGUGGGGCGACAUGGACCUGCUGUCUCCGGACCCGGAGGGUAGCGCGGCGACGGGCAGCGUGAAGAGCGACGACAGCACGCCCCCGCACGAGGGCGGGCGGGGCUCGCCGCCGCCCAACUGCGCCAUCUGCCUGGGCACCUGCCGCAACAAGUGCUUCACCGACUCCUGCCUGCACCAGUUCUGCUUCAAAUGUCUACUAACAUGGAGCAAGGUAAAAGCGGAAUGCCCGCUCUGCAAACAGAACUUCAAGUCAAUAAUACACAACGUGCGCUCCAACCACCAGUACGAGGAGUAUAUGGUGGAGCAGCGGGUGGAGACCAUCCCGGACCCCGCGGUGGAUCUCAGCAACGCCACCAGGAGGUUCCGCUACAGGACAACGCUAACGCUGCCGCGCCGCGACACGCUCGCCAUCCAGCACCUGCUGAUGCACUACCCGAUGAUGGCGGGCGUGCUGCCGCCGUCCUCGGGGCUGGCGGGGCUGGCGGGGCUGGCCGGGCCGGUCCCGGGACCGCCACCGCGCAGGCGCAGGCGCUCGCCCAACUCGUUCCGGCGCACCGUGUACCGCCACAACCUGUGGGCGCGCCCGCUGCCCGACUUCACGGGCCGGUACAGGGACUGCUCGCCCGAGUUCUACAGACGCAACGACUCGCAGAUGCACCGGCUGGUGCCGUGGCUGAGCCGCGAGCUGCACUACCUCCUCAACGAGAACGCCGGCCACAUCUCGUACGUGAUGGCGCGCCUGCUCGAGCUGCUCCCCCAGUACCACAUCACCUCCGCCGAGUUCGCCGCCGCCGUUCAGAGAUACUUCGGAGACCGCACCGAACACUUCCUUCACGAGCUACACUGCUUCGCCUCGACCCCCUACGAUAUGGCCGGCUACGACCGACAAGUGCAAUACACUACCGAUACGAGGAUAUCCACGGUGGUUAAUGAGAUCUCCAGUACGGAUUCGGACUCGGAUUCGGAUAUAGUGAUGGUGUCGUCGUCGGCCCCCCAUCCCGAACCUCCCCCCGGCCCCUCCCGGCCUCCGGCUCCUAGUAUAGUCCCUAUCGAAACGGUUUCACACUCCGGCACCGAUGACGAUGAGGAAGUAGUGGUGGUCGGUUACAUCAAGCCGCCUGCGGACCGGACCCCCGAAGUCGUGGAUCUAGUCGGGUCGGAUAGCGACGUCGUAGUGCAAGAAGCCUCGGAGCCGGAGAGGAACCUCGUGAAGUUGAGUCUGACGCGACGUCGCGUGCCGAGCGACAGCGACAGCAGCUACGUGCCCGAGCCGGAGGAGAGGCCCAAACGGAAGCGACGGCACCGCUCACUCUCCACUACGGACACCGAGCGGCUGACUCCCUCCCCGCCGCCCGCCGCGUCUCCGGCGCUAGAGGCGCGGCCCGAGCCUCCCCCGCGCUCCAACACCUCGACGUCCGACCCCGACCCCGACCCCGACCCCGACCCCGACCCCGACCCGACUUCAUCCUCAGAUUCCGAGGACAGGCGUCGUCGCAACCCGAAACGCACGCGCCGGAAAAGCCGCAAAGACAAGAAGCGCAGUAAAAAGAGUCCCCCGCGCCACCGCGAGCGUCGCAAGGCCUCCGACCGACCCAAACACAAGUCCCACCACGGCCACGGAGUCAAAAGUUCCCGGAGACCGGAGGAACCUGAACCGGGACCUAGUACGAGCAGGGCCUCGAGACUUAGAAGCGUGGUCAACGUCCCGGCCAAAUCCAGUGACUCGAGUUCGAGCGGGCACUCGAACCUCCUCAACCUCCUGAGCAGUGCCAUCCUGAACCCGCACUCCAACGUGCUCGCCUACAACAGCGACAGCGGCUCCGUGCCCGACUCGCGCCGGGCCCCGGACACGGACCAGCUGAUACAGAAGGCGGAGUCGUGCUUCAAAACUGAAUCUUCCGGCUCCGACCCGGAGGACGAUCUGCCUCUUAACCUAUCUGUGCAGCGAUCGCAUCCACUUUGAAGUGAUGAAGCUAUUCCACGUUCCGGCAAAGAUGGGCAGAAAAUUGGUACUGACUUUGGCUUAAAGCGAGCUACAGAGCUCAUCCACGAACAAAGCGCUUUAUAGCCCCAUGAAUGCGUGCAAUCUGAUUGUGAAUCAAAUCUGGACUAGAUCAGAACCAGAUUAUGUGGAACGUGUUAGCGGUGAGGGUUCCUCUCGUGCGAGAUAUUGUGAUACAUUUAUACUUAGGCGACGGACGCUCGGGUGACGUCAUUGUAUAGU
Cydia splendana is the source of this 2642-nucleotide messenger RNA. It is a transcript of the gene Topors, whose product is annotated as E3 ubiquitin-protein ligase Topors. The record is from RefSeq and is a predicted model, not a curated record. The transcript is spliced from 5 exons. Gene Ontology annotation, biological process: protein polyubiquitination; protein monoubiquitination. Lineage: Eukaryota; Metazoa; Arthropoda; Insecta; Lepidoptera; Tortricidae. Gene Ontology annotation, molecular function: ubiquitin protein ligase activity; metal ion binding. Bases 429 to 2381 code for a protein of 650 amino acids.